This is a messenger RNA of Paramacrobiotus metropolitanus, 3001 nucleotides long. Its product is annotated as putative per-hexamer repeat protein 5. Lineage: Eukaryota; Metazoa; Tardigrada; Eutardigrada; Parachela; Macrobiotidae. Bases 179 to 2845 code for a protein of 888 amino acids. The transcript has 3 exons. The record is from RefSeq and is a predicted model, not a curated record.
UACCGCUAUGAAAUUGUUCAUUUGUUCUCUUACGUUGCUUUAGCUCCUUCUGCCCACAGACCUUUAAUUUUUUAAUUCCCGCAGAGCGCAGCAGUAUUAAUUUUUUAUUUGUUAAUUGUUAAAAUAUUCAAACAUACUCAAGUGCAGAAAUUCCUGUACUACCCGAUUAGGUAGAACCAUGGCGAUAAGAUUGAUUUUUGCAAUUUAUUGUGUUGGAGUGGCGUUCUCGUUUCCGGCAUUCGAACCAAUGCAACCUAUGCAGCCGCUCAGUUUUCCGGCUUUCGGUUCGAUGAGUAUGAGCCAGAUGCAAAGCCAGGGGAAUACGCAAAAACAAAGCCAAACUAGCGGACAAAGCGCGGCAACUGGAGAUGCCGAAGCUGACUCUGGACAAAUUAGCAGUGCCCAAAACUCUAACACAUACACCGGUGCCAAUGGGACGACAUCCAUAGGCAGCAGUUUGGGUGGCUGCACUGGUGGCAACUGCAAAAUUGGGGGAGCCGCCCAGCUGACGGGCGGUGGGCAGUUUCAGUCCCAAGGCUCACUGGGGAGUGCUGCCAGCGCGGGUCAGAAACAAGGACAGUCGCAAACCGGAUUUAACACGGGCUUCUUCAAUAACUUCGGUGGCUUUGGAAACUUCAAGCCUUUUGGCGGGAGCACCGGAUCCGGAGCGGGCGCAACUAGCGGUGCAUUUACAGUGGGCGGUACCGGAUCAACGCAGACGGGAGCAGCUACAAACACCGGUACCGCUGGAACUGGAUCCAGCAGUGCCGGUGGGAGCGGUAGCGCGGGUUCUUCUGGUAGCAGCAAUGCAGCGGCUACUGGUUCGAAUGCCGGAAGUGCCAGCGCUAGCAAAGUGGGUGGAAGCGAACUCGACACCUCUAACACAGGAAGCACCGGUUAUCAGGCAUCGGGAAUACAGUCUGGGGCUGUAGGGGCCGGUUCUGCGGCUGGAAGCGGAAGUGGAUACGGUUAUGGUACCACGAGUGUGUAUGUCGCCCCCACAACCACUACGACUACGACGACAACGACGACACCAACAACCACCACUACCACAACCACUACAACUCCAACUACUACUACCACAACGACCACAACGACUGAGGCAAAGGCCAUGGGAUACGGUGCAGUUGCGCAACCCGUAGCGCCUGUAUAUGGCGGUGAGGCCAUUGUGGAAGCUACCUCGGCUUAUCCUGUUUAUACUUCUCCUUCCACCGCAGCCCCUGUUUAUGGAAGCGGUUCGCAAGUGAAUGUGGCCACAGAAGAAUACGUGGUCACCUCGCCGGUUACCGUGACCUUCGCUGCUAUAUACGGUAGCAACAAGGAAAUAACAACCCCCGCGUAUGCUGCACCCAGUCCCGCUUAUGGAAGUGUGGUGGAAGUUCCAACAACCGAAGCUCCUGUGCCAGUGUACGGUGCAGCUGUGCAAGAAAGUACAACAGUAUAUUACGCUCCUGCCACAACCGUCGCACCAGUUGUAAACGUGCCUUAUGGCGGCAGUGGAUCAAUGUCUACUGGCAUUGGCAGUGCAAGUCAGGUGGUGGGAUCAUCGGGUGCGGUCGUCGGCGCUGGUAACACCGGUCAACAGCAAGGUUCCUUCAAUGUUGGUAAUUUUGGAUCCGAAGGACAAGGAUCCACUGGAUAUACUAAUUCCGGAGCAAAUGCCGGCGGCAGUGCUGCAGCAGGAGCUGGCAGUCAAUCUAACAACGCUGCAGGGUCAGGAUCGGAUAUCAACGCUGGUCUAACGCAAACCAAUCAAGGAGCUGGCGCUGGUUAUGGAGGAGCCACCAGUAAUACUAAUCAAGCGAUAGUAACCGGAUCUGGAAGCGAAGCAGGUACUGGUGUGGUCAAUGCAGCUGCUAAUCAGGCUACGGGUAGUGGAUACGGAGGAAUUGCUAGCAAUGCAAACCAAGCGGCCGGCGGAGCGGUAUCUGGUGCUAAUGCUGGCAUGACAGCAACUAAUCAAGCGGCGGGAACGGGAUACGGAACUGGAGCAGCGACUACCAAUCAAGGUACAGGCACCGCCUACACCGGCGGGAAUGGUGCUACCAAUACCAAUCAAGCCGCGGGGACAGGAUACGGUAACACAGCAGAUGUAACGAUUGCAGCCGCCAAUCAGGGAACGAGUGGGGCAUAUGGAUCUGGAACCGGAACGGGCACAGCUAACACAAACCAAGCGGGCGCUGGAUACGGAAGCGGCGCAGCCAAUAAUGCGUUCCAGUCCUUCAGUAAUCAACUGCAAAAUAAUGCAGCAAAACGUGAUCACCAACAUCAGUCACAAUUCCAAAUUGGUGGUGCUUCAACGGGACAAGGAACUGCCGAUGAAGGUAGUGUCUCAUCCGCUCAAAAUACCCUGGGAGCUACAAACAAUCAAACUGGCCAAGUCAGCUCCGUCAGUAUGGGAAAGGGUGAAGGAAAAGGACUGAACGUACAGGGCGCUGUGCAAGCCAAAGCACAAGGACAGAGUCAAAGCCAGGAUUCGGAGGAGAAUGCUUCUCAGGACACACAGAUUAUGACGUUGGCUAACGGCGAGAAAUGCAUUAAAAAAGGCACAAAUAACGCCUUCCGCAGUAGUAGUAAAGGUCAGAAACAGAGCCAGUCGCAAGGAGAAGGGGCUGCACAGGGAACCGGCACUGCGGGUGAGGGUACAGCGGAGUCCAAUCAGAGCUCAAACGUGAAUACGUCCGACAAGGGGACCAAUGUUGCCUCCAUGAGUGUGGGGAGUGCGACCGGAAGCAAGAUUCAUGCCGGUGGUUCCGCAGUGGCAGGUGGUCAGAGUGCCCUGCAGUCUCAAAAAGCCAAAACCCUAACGGGUUCAACGGUCUUGAAUCUCCAGGAAUGCCCGUAACUUGGACAUUAGCCCUAAUACUUUAUGAUUUGUGAUACAACUACUGAGCGGUAGCAAAUGUGGCUGCAACUUUAUUUAAAUGUUUUUUUUUGUUGGUACAGUGAUUCACUGCUUGUUAAAACUGCCGAUGUGAGCAGUAGUGCAUUCGGAGUGCUG